This is a messenger RNA of Falco peregrinus (peregrine falcon), 3933 nucleotides long. It is a transcript of the gene ADHFE1, whose product is annotated as alcohol dehydrogenase iron containing 1. Gene Ontology annotation, cellular component: mitochondrion. The record is from RefSeq and is a predicted model, not a curated record. The transcript is spliced from 14 exons. NCBI's taxonomy places the organism in Eukaryota, Metazoa, Chordata, Aves, Falconiformes, Falconidae. The coding region runs from base 94 to 1491 and encodes 465 amino acids. Gene Ontology annotation, molecular function: alcohol dehydrogenase (NAD+) activity; metal ion binding.
GUGCCAGGCGGGGGCCGGGACCCCGCGCUGCCCCGCCGCCCGCCGCAGGAGGAGGCGCGGCGCCCGGCCCGGCCGGCCCCCGGAGCCGCGGCGAUGGCGGCGGGGCGCGAGCGGGCGGCAGCGCUCCUGCGGCAGCUGCAGCGGGCCGCAUGUCGGUGCCCGAGCCAUUGCCACACUUACUCCCAAGUCCCUGAACGGCCUAUCCUGGGAGAUACAGACUAUGCAUUUGAGAUGGCCAUUUCGAACAUCCGAUAUGGACAAGGAGUUACUAAAGAGAUUGGCAUGGACCUGCAGAAUCUUGGUGCUAGAAAAGUUUGUUUGAUGACAGAUAAAAACCUCUCCCAACUCCCUCCUGUAAACGCAGUAUUGAAUUCCUUGGCAAAAUAUGGUAUAAACUUUCAGAUGUAUGAUAAUGUCCGGGUGGAGCCAACAGACCAAAGUUUCCUGGAUGCCAUUCAAUUUGCUAAAAAGGGGGAGUUUGAUGCCUAUGUUGCUGUUGGAGGUGGGUCUGUAAUGGACACCUGUAAAGCUGCUAACCUGUAUGCAUCCAGCCCUACAUCAGACUUCUUGGAUUAUGUCAAUGCUCCUAUUGGGAAAGGGAAGCCUGUCACUGUGCCCCUCAAGCCACUUAUUGCAGUUCCUACAACAGCUGGAACUGGAAGCGAAACCACUGGUGUUGCCAUUUUUGACUUCAAAGAACUAAAAGUAAAAACCGGCAUUGCUUCAAGAGCCAUUAAGCCAACACUGGGCAUCAUUGAUCCUUUACACACACUGUCUAUGCCUGAGCGAAUAGCUGCCAACAGUGGCUUUGAUGUGCUUUGCCAUGCUCUGGAAUCAUACACAGCUCUUCCUUACAACAUGCGCAGUCCCUGCCCUUCAAAUCCAAUCAACCGACCAGCUUACCAAGGCAGCAACCCCAUCAGUGAUGUCUGGGCUCUUCAUGCUCUGCGCAUUGUGGCUAAAUAUUUGAAAAGAGCCAUCAGAAAUCCCGAAGACCAUGAAGCAAGAGCCAAGAUGCACCUAGCAAGUGCUUUUGCUGGUAUUGGCUUUGGCAAUGCUGGUGUUCAUCUCUGCCAUGGAAUGUCUUACCCUAUUUCUGGUUUGGUGAAAACUUAUAAACCAAAGGAUUAUAAUGUGGAUCACUCCUUAGUGCCACAUGGCCUUUCUGUGGUGCUGACAUCCCCAGCAGUGUUUGCUUUCACGGCACAGAUACAUCCUGAGCGGCACUUGGAAGCUGCAGAGAUACUAGGAGCUGACAUCCGCACUGCCAGAAUCAAAGAUGCGGGGUUUAUUUUGGCAGACACACUCCGGAAAUUCCUAUUUGAUCUGAAUGUUGAUGAUGGCUUAGCUGCAAUUGGUUAUUCUAAAGCAGACAUCCCUGCAUUAGUCAAAGGCACUCUGCCUCAGGAGAGAGUGACUAAACUAUCACCACGGCCCCAAACAGAAGAAGACUUAUCUGCCCUCUUUGAGGCUUCCAUGAAGCUUUAUUAGCUCAAACAUUUUGUUCUGAAAAGUGUGCUCUAUUCUGACACAAAGGUAAUUUCUUAUAGAUACAGGGCUGAAUUUGUUUAGAGAAUGAAAGAACUUGGGUACCUUUGACUUCUGUUCCAUUGUACACUGCCAAAAGGUCAAGUAAUUAAUCUUCAACUAAAUAGUGCUUUGAAAUGAAGGCUUGACUGUGGAUUUUUCUUGCUUGGUAGUCAGCAGUAUUAAAUUGCUUAAAAGUUUCAGGAGAUUUCUUGCUUUAGUGAAAGCUUUCUUGUGCUUUAGAGGUGGUCAAAGGUGGAAAAAUGUUUUAAAGGAUAUUCCAAACCAUUUUUCAAAUUAUGUUUUUUAUUUAAAUUGUCCAUGAUUUUGUUUUAAGAAGUUAUGUUAUUUAAAAAAUAAUUGAGGUAAUUUUUAAUUAGGGAGGGGGAGUCCCCUGGAGACAAUGACACCUUAAUGUAUUCUGUUCCACUUUAUCAUCUUUUUACCAUAUAGCUUUGCUAAGAAGGCAGUUGAACUGGGGUACUUUUUUGUUGUUAGGUUAAGAAAAAACCUACACACUUCAUACAUGUUUGGAAAAGGCUUUCUGAAAGUUUGAUUUGGGUUAAAAUUUUGACAUUUAUCAUCCAAGACUUAUCUUUCCUCUUUAAGACCUAUAUGAAGCAUUCAUAGGAAGAGCAAAACCAGAGUAAAGCAUGGUCACAUGCUCGAUGGAACCACGUAACAGCAAGACAUCAUGCAUCAUGGUCAUUUUGUCUCUGUAGAGGCAACGGCUCCCUUUUCCUGCUGCAUUCUGCUGGAAGGAAGCUGCCAUCAGCUGUGUCUUGCUUCUCUGUGAAGCAAUCGCUUCUGCUGAGCUCCUGCAGGUGCUGUCACUCAGAGUGCAGCCACCAGCUUAAGGAAGUGGCAGUGUGCUGUGGUUCAGUAUUAAAAAGUGGUGGUGUAGCAUAUGGCUGCACAGUGCCCCACUGGGAGCUCUGGUUAAAUGUGGGAAUGAGUGUGCAUGUUCAGAGCAGUUAACCAGCUCGUUAACUCAGUUGACAAAGGGAAGUGGGAAAGGGAGAAAUGAAACGAAAAUUUUAAUACUAUUUUUCUUUUUUUAAAAAGUGGUCAUGGUUGUGUGUACAGCUCAUUUAAAUCAUGUUGGACCCUUUCAGCAUCUGAUUCCUGCAGCUACCUCAGCACAGUCAAAUGUGAGAACCACCCCAUAACCUCUGGUGUGCUUAUUUCUUUCUGCUUGGGAGGGAGCAUUUUUCAAUCACCCUGCUGAAGUAGAAGGCUCAAACUUACACCUUUGUGUUCUUGUGUUUGUCUAAUAAAGCUAGUGCUGUCCUAGAAUCUGAGGACAGAUGUGUACUGGAUAUUGACACUGGAUCUGGUUUAAUGCCCUUAAAAUAGGUGGAUGGGUAGUGGUUGAAGACUGGAGAUUUUGUUUUUAACCACAGAAUGCGUUUAGUGGCCGUAGGAACUGCACUGUCAGUAUGCCUCAGCCUGUGCUAGGAUACACUUUUGAUUUCCACGUCCUUCUAAAUUUUCUCUGCUGAAGAAGAACCUCUGUUACAAAGGCUGAUGUAAUAGCAAGGAGUGAGGGAUUCACUUUGUUGUAUUGUGCAAAGGCGCCAUGUUCGGAAAAAAACUUUUGUCAAACCCUUUUGUAUAAUCUUUUGGCCUGUUUCAUCUUUCCACUCCUGUCUUUUUCCAGACUGUGGUUGCAGUACAGAGUCCUGAAGAGAGAAUCUUUUUUCCAGGAGCCUAAUUCAUGGCAGCCAUGCUGUCUGGGGAGAAUAUGCUUUCUGGGGAACUCAACAGCAUGUGGGUUUCACCACUGCAGCAGAGCACUUUGUUGAGCUAGUUAGAAAGGUAGGGUAUUUCCUUCCAGCAUACCUUUUAUUUGCCAUUUAUGGCAGUUAUUAGAGCCUGCAUUUUCGACUGACAGAACCUUGCACUUAACUUCCUAUACCAGGUAACCCGAGUGCUUGCUAGAUUUUAAAUUAAGCCUCACACCUCCCUCUGAUACAGUAGGGUUUAUCUGUAUUUUAUAGAUUAGACAAAGGGUUUGAUAUAAUACCUAACCCAACAUAAGCAGAUGGUGCUGUAAGAAGGGCCGUUUCUGUUUUCCACACCCUUUUGGCAGCAUCAGGAUCUUUGACUGGCUUAAACUGGUUAUGAAAUCUCACUCACAGACGUCAGCUACACAAGUGUUCUCCCACCACCAAUUAUUAGUUACUAGUGGAAAUUUUCUGAGGAAAAAUCAAGGGAGCUCAAGUCGCCCCACAGUGCUGUCUUUCAAAUGGUGAUGGUGUGACAGGGAGUCACACCCUGGCUCCUGUGCAAUGGUAGUUUUAUUCACGACUGAAGAGUUACUGGGGUUUUUCAUGUAUUAUCUUACUAAAUUCCUCUGUACUGAGACAACCUAGUUGAUCAAAUAUAUCUGUAUCUCUGAACAUG